Messenger RNA from Thalassophryne amazonica, 2521 nucleotides. RefSeq names its product phospholipid phosphatase-related protein type 4-like. Gene Ontology annotation, biological process: signal transduction; phospholipid metabolic process; phospholipid dephosphorylation. Lineage: Eukaryota; Metazoa; Chordata; Actinopteri; Batrachoidiformes; Batrachoididae. Gene Ontology annotation, molecular function: phosphatidate phosphatase activity. The record is from RefSeq and is a predicted model, not a curated record.
UUGUAGACGUGGGGAACAGAAAUGACGACGUCCGUGUCACCCUGUGAUGAAACGAGCACAUUCUGUGUCACACGCACACGCAGAGGGAAACCGUCCACGCGCUGCCACGCCUCCUCGGCACUGCGCACGCGCCGUUUUGGCUCCGCAGCUCGGCUCCGGUGCUGACAGCUCCACGCGCACAGAUACACUCGGAACCGGACCCGGACCUCCGGCGGACACAGGCCCGGUUGGGAGGCUAAGCGGCGCUGUGACGGCGGCAUGGAGCGCUGCUGGGAGAGGAGCCGUCCUCCUGCCGUCUAAUGUCGGAUGUGUGUGGAUUCGGGAGGCCUGACCAUGUCUGCCAGAGACAAGCUGGGGACAGCGACCAAAGACAGUGUCAGCCUGCUGCCCUGCUUCUAUUUCGUAGAGCUGCCCAUCCUGGUGUCAUUCGUGGUCAGUCUGUACUUCCUGGAGUGGACAGAUGUGUUCAAGCCCGUGAAGACUGGCUACAACUGCAAUGACCGCAGCCUGAGCCUGCCCUAUAUCGACCCCAACCAUGAGGUUAUUCCACUACUGAUGCUACUCAGUCUAGUCUUUGCUGGACCUUCAAUCACGAUAAUGAUUGGAGAGGCCAUCUCUUCUGCUGUCUCUCUCGACGGAAGAGCGUGCCGGGGCGGAGGCCAACAUCACGCUGCUGGUUGCAAUUUCAACUCUUUCAUACGCAGAGUCGUACGCUUUGUCGGAGUCCACGCCUUUGGUCUUUGUGCCACAGCCCUAAUAACUGACAUCCUCCAACUGAUGACAGGCUAUCCAACACCUUACUUUCUUACUGUGUGCAAACCCAACUACGUCAUGCUCAACUUUAGCUGUGAGCAAAACCCUUACAUCAUGGAGGACAUCUGCUCCGGCAGUGAUUCAACAGCUAUCAACCAGGGCAGAAAAUCCUUCCCAUCACAGCACGCUACUUUAGCAUCUUUCGCAGCUGUCUAUGUUUCGAUGUACUUCAACAGCACUCUGACAGACUCGUCCAAGCUGCUCAAGCCUCUGCUGGUCUUCUCCUUCAUCAUCUCUGCCAUCAUUUGUGGUCUGACCAGGAUUAUUCAGUACAAGAACCAUGCCGUUGAUGUUUACUUGGGCUUUCUGAUUGGAGGAGCUGUCGCUGUCUACUUGGGUCUCUAUGCAGUUGGAAAUUUUCAGCCUAGUGAGGACGCCAACAAACAACCCACUCCCCAGCUCCAUCGGGCACCCUGCUCUUUACCUCAUAUUAGCCAGGAGGCUGUUCUCCAUCACUUGCAGAUGAAGGCCAUGAUGGCUGGUGAGCAAGGCAUCCCCACCUCCUAUUCUGAGGGUCUGCUCCACCGUGGCCCUCAACAACAGAGGCCUGAUGACAAUCUAAAGCAUUCUGGUGCAGAUAUGGAAUUGAUAACUCCCAGCAGCCUCCCCAGCAAAGAUGCCAUACUGACCUUUAGUCACACCCUCCCCCGAAUCCACACCUCCCAAGCCAUGGCUGCUUAUGAGGAAGUAGCUAGACAUCAUGCUGCCACACUGCAUCAUGCCUCCAUGGAUUCCAGCCGCUCAAAACAACUUCUUUCUCAAUGGAGUAAGAAUAACAACCACAAAUGCGCCUUAAGGGUCCCCGACUCCUUUUCUUCCUCUGUAGAUUCCGCAUCCACCCAACCCUCUAUAAACCCCCACCAUCACGGCAGCAUGGAACUUCAAUCGAACUCUGACCCAUCAGCUAUGGGCCUGGACAGAGGCUAUGAUAGCAGCAACCAAGCAUACAUAGGGAAACUGGCCACAGGCUCUAGCACCACCCUGCCCAGUAACUGCAGCGGCAUUACUGGAGGAGCCAGGAUUCCCAUGCAGUCUAGACCAGGCUCCUCACAGUUAGUCCACAUACCAGAGGAAUCAAAUGAGAAUUACAGCACCUCUCUGAGAACAGUGGGAGGAGGAGAAAAUGAGAGGAUGCCAACAGUUAACAGCACAGUUCAGGCAAAUUGGCAGACAGCGGCAGAGAAGACUGCAGCUUCCAGAACUACUGACAGCGGGCAGAACACCCAGCCACGGAUCAUGCAGGUUGUUGCUAUGUCCAAACAGCAGGGCCUACUUCAGAGCCAUUCCAAGAGCCUAGAUGAGAGCAGCAUAGGCUCUAACACCGUUGGGAGCUGCCAGGGCUCUAUUCGUUACAAAAUGCUAAGUGACCAAGAUCCCAGCAGCACCACAGGCCCCAGCUCACUAGGCAGCAACACAGGCAGUAUUUCAGGGAGUACUGGAGCAAUUGUCAGAGUCGAAGCUCACCCUGAGAACAACAAACCAGUCAUUCAAGCUCCAUCCACAGAUGGAAGUGGGUCUUGGAGGUGGCAAUCCCUGGAUCAUGGCACCGGCUCUGGGGUGGUGGUGGAGUGGGAGGUGGGAGUUUGAAGCAGUCGUUUGACCUCAAUGAUCUAAACAGAGAUUCAGAAGGCUCUGAGUCUAUACGGGAAGGGUCCAUUGAGAGGAAACAUGCUAAACCCAUCAUUACCACCGCCAGUGUUAGUACACC